AUGCUGGAAUACAUUCUCGGCUUCAUCAUCGCCUACAUCAUCAUGGCUCAAAGUAUCCCUCAGAAUGUAAUCCACGGCCUACAAAGCAUGCUUCCAACAUUCGGGCAAGACAACCAAAAUGGAAAAGAGCCAGAGACCGUCGAUGAAGGGAUAACGCCCAUUGACGUUGUCAUUGCUCGCAUUAUGCUCACAAAGGGCAAGAAACUUCCCCCCGACGUCGUCGACAUCAUCCUCGAUUUCGCAGAGUACUGGGCUCAUUCAAGCAACGAAAUCGACUACAAGCUGCAACAUCAACACCCCCUCACGGUCAUAGGAGGCAGCCCAUCUGAGAACAAAUUCCUUCUCCGGUCUUACCCUGUGGGUCUAACGGGUCUUCAAGGCAGACAUGCGCUGGCGGAGAUCCUAGCGUACGAUAUGACUGAAGCUAAGCCGCAGGCGCUGGAAAAGGAGCAUGAGAAGGAUUACUUUGUCAAGUUGGCGAAUUAUCCCACGCCCAAGUUGCAGUAUCCUGUGCGGAAGGUGGUUUUUACGAUUCGGAGUAAGGACCAGGGGUGGUCUAGCGAUACGGAGAAUCGACAUACGUAUAACGGGUCAUGGACCUGGUUUGAGGCAGGAUUGGAGAAAUUCGAUGCCGAGCAAAUCUGUGAUCCUCAAUGCACAUACGACGUCCGCUACAAGUCCAACACCUCCGAAGCUGUCCCCCUGCCCGUCUGCGCUUUACGUCCACUAUAUCCAGAAACCGGACCUAUUUCCGACAAGAAGCUAGGCUUUACGCAUCCUCUCCAACCACAGGACAAAUGGGUUAUUCAGCACAACAAGACGGCUCAUCGCGCUUGGCAGGAGCAUGUCGUUACUUGGAUGUGGACAGACGAUAUUAAGCCUGAGUCUGAUGCCGCUGAGAAGAUGAGAGUGGAGACUGGUCGCGGUCGGGAGACGGGUGAUGGGUCUUUUGUGAGGGACUUGAAGAUGGGAGAUGUGAUUACUAUCUGGGCCAAGGCGAGGUUUUCGGCUUGGGUUAAUCAUGUUGAGAGUGUCAAGAUUGAUGUUUAUUGGGCUGUUUAA
Molecule: messenger RNA, 1062 nt
Organism: Fusarium coffeatum
Lineage: Eukaryota; Fungi; Ascomycota; Sordariomycetes; Hypocreales; Nectriaceae
Exons: 3
Coding region: 1-1062 (353 amino acids)
Source: RefSeq, a predicted model, not a curated record